Molecule: messenger RNA, 1542 nt
Organism: Glycine soja
Lineage: Eukaryota; Viridiplantae; Streptophyta; Magnoliopsida; Fabales; Fabaceae
Product: nucleosome assembly protein 1;4-like
Exons: 11
Coding region: 119-1213 (364 amino acids)
Biological process (GO): nucleosome assembly; somatic cell DNA recombination
Cellular component (GO): nucleus; chromatin
Molecular function (GO): histone binding; chromatin binding
Source: RefSeq, a predicted model, not a curated record
AACAAAAGAUAUAUACAGUUAUAUUUCGGAGCUUCUGUUCUGUAUCUAUUCAUUCGUUUUCUUUUCUUUUCCCUCCUCGUUAGCAGUUUUCGUUCUCCAUUCUCUCCAUUCCUUCGCCAUGUCCGAUCUCGGCUCCGAUCUUCCUGCUGCCGCCGCCGCUCUUAGUGCUGAGGAUCGUGCUGGUCUCGUGAAUGCACUCAAGGACAAGCUCCAGCUCCUCGCUGGGCAACAUGUGGACAUCCUGGAGACACUGCCACCCAAAGUCAGGCAACGCGUGGAAAUUCUCAGAGAUCUGCAGAGUCAACAUGAUGAGGUGGAGGCUAAAUUUUUAGAGGAGCGAUCAAAGCUGGAGGCUAAAUACCAGAAGCUCUAUGAACCGCUUUACACAAAAAGGUAUGAGAUUGUUAAUGGUGUGGUAGAGGUUGAAGGAGUUACAAAUGUUGCAGUACCAGAAGAAGCCAACAAAGCUGCAGAAGACAAAGGAGUACCUGAGUUCUGGCUAACUGCAAUGAAGACUAAUGAAGCACUGGCUGAAGAGAUUACUGAACGUGAUGAGGGGUCCCUAAAAUAUCUUAAAGAUAUCAAAUGGUGUAGAAUUGACGAUCCUAAGGGCUUCAAGCUGGAGUUUUAUUUUGAUUCUAAUCCUUAUUUCAAGAAUUCCGUGCUAACAAAAACAUAUCACAUGAUUGAAGAUGAUGACCCUAUAUUAGAGAAAGCAAUAGGGACGGAGAUUGAGUGGCAUCCAGGAAAGUGUUUGACACAAAAGAUUCUUAAGAAGAAGCCAAGUAAAGGAUCAAAGAAUGCUAAACCCAUCACAAAAACAGAAAAAUGUGAAAGUUUCUUCAACUUUUUCAAUCCUCCCCAGGUCCCUGAGGAUGAUGAUGAUAUUGAUGACGAUGCUGUUGAAGAGCUCGAGAAUUUGAUGGAACAUGAUUAUGACAUUGGUUCUACAAUCCGGGACAAAAUUAUUCCUCAUGCCGUGUCAUGGUUCACGGGGGAGGCUGCACAGAGUGAUUUUGAGGAUAUAGAUGAAGAUGAUUAUGAAGAUGAAGAAGGUGAUGAUGAUGAUGAUGAGGAUGAGGAUGAGGAUGGUGAGGAUGAGGAGGAAAAGAAAGGGAAGAGCAAGAGUAAGUCUAAACUGCAGAGUGGUGGCAGGGCCAUACCUGGUAAAGAUCAGCCGAUGGAGCGUCCUCCUGAAUGCAAGCAGCAGUAGUGUUUGGCUGUGUACAAACAGACCUGGGUAUAUUUAGUUUCAGAGAAGUAAUCACUGUAGAGUCUGGGUUAUUUCAGUCAUAAUUUGCAAUUUAAUUAUUAUUAUUAUUAUGAUUAUUAUUAUUGUCUGCUCUUUUUUAUUGGGCUGGGGGUUGGUGGUGGUAAUUUUUUGAGUUGGCCUGUGAUAUGGAUUUUAUUUCUCUCUGCUUUUAGUUUUUUUCUGAAAAAGAAAAAAGUAAAGUGAUAAGUAUAUUCAUGACGUUGUCCAUAUUUAUUGUGUAUUAUACCGUUAUAUGAAACUGUACAGAUUUGCUGCUUCUGAUUGGGUUA